Molecule: messenger RNA, 887 nt
Organism: Gadus morhua (Atlantic cod)
Lineage: Eukaryota; Metazoa; Chordata; Actinopteri; Gadiformes; Gadidae
Exons: 3
Coding region: 51-815 (254 amino acids)
Source: RefSeq, a predicted model, not a curated record
GAGCUUCAACCGUGUGAGCAUCCACAAAGUUCAUUUCCUGGAGAGACAUCAUGGCUUGCAAACGAGCGAAGCACGGCAGUUGCUCAGUUUUUGGAUGUACAAAUGAAUACAAAAGUAUGCUUUUUGUUCCUUCAUCCGAGCCUCUGAAGAACCAGUGGGUUAAUUUUAUUUUCUCUGGAAAUGAUCCGCCAGUCUGCGCCAAACAUUUCACCGACGACUGCUUCCUCAACUUGGGCCAAUACAGAACUGGACUUGCCCAAUGUCUUAACAUUAAGUCUGGAUCAGUACCAACUCUCCGGGGCUCAGCUACAAACCUCGGAAAAGUUAGUCAACCAACUCCCAGCUCAUCAAGUGCUUACAUUCAGCAGCUUCCCUCAAGGGAUGUUGCCUGCCAGACAGACCACCUGGAAACACACACUGUAGGCACACAGCUAUCCUUAAAGACUUUGCAGUCCCACUUUACAAUUGAAGAAAACUGCGAUGCCUUUGGAGACCGUAGCACGCAGCGCGGCGCCACCUCUGAGAGUCUGGGUGUGGACGGCCCUGGCUCCUCCCUCAUGUCCAUCCACAGCGAGGAACUGAAGUUCCUGAGCGUCUACGGAAAAGGGGAGGGCCCACUGGCGGAGGACGGCCAUGACACCCUCUUCACCGCGUCAGAAGUGGAGGCCCUGAACUCGCUGUCUGCGGACCCCAGCGCGGCCAAGAGCCUGGAGCGCGGCGAGCGGCUGGUCUGCCACGAGGAGCUGAGUGUGCAGGUUGGAAAUCAUCUUCUCAUUCACCAUCCAAAAGAGAGGCUUCCUCUGUUACAACUCUAAAACAGACCCAUUGAAAGCCCACACCUUUAUGAUUCAAUGUGUCGUAGGUGGGGAUUAACAACUAUUCUGUGA